Molecule: messenger RNA, 3663 nt
Organism: Psammomys obesus (fat sand rat)
Lineage: Eukaryota; Metazoa; Chordata; Mammalia; Rodentia; Muridae
Gene: Rcor3
Product: REST corepressor 3
Biological process (GO): negative regulation of DNA-templated transcription; regulation of transcription by RNA polymerase II
Cellular component (GO): histone deacetylase complex; transcription regulator complex
Molecular function (GO): transcription corepressor activity
Source: RefSeq, a predicted model, not a curated record
AGAGCCAGGGGGAAAGCCUGCCCCAUCAGACCCUCCCGGACCCCACUGCAGAGAUGAGCUGCCUGGCCAGGUCCUUAGGGCUGGGAUCCCAGGUAAGCCGGGCAAAGGUCCCACCUCCAACCGGAGACCGACACCCUAGAACACCGUGCUGCCAAGUGCGCGGACAAGGACCAUGGAGGCAUGCUUGUGUGGUCCCCGCACCACAGCGUCCCAGACACCAAACUGGAUGAAUAUAUCGCCAUUGCAAAAGAGAAGCACGGCUACAACGUUGAACAGGCGCUGGGCAUGCUCUUCUGGCAUAAACACAACAUCGAGAAGUCCCUCGCGGACCUGCCCAACUUCACGCCCUUCCCGGACGAGUGGACGGUGGAAGACAAGGUCCUGUUUGAACAAGCCUUUAGUUUCCACGGGAAGAGCUUCCACAGGAUUCAGCAAAUGCUUCCAGAUAAGACAAUUGCAAGUCUUGUAAAGUAUUACUAUUCUUGGAAAAAAACUCGCUCAAGGACAAGUUUGAUGGAUCGCCAGGCUCGUAAACUCGCCAACAGACACAAUCAGGGCGACAGUGAUGACGAUAUGGAAGAAACACACCCAAUGGACGGGAACGACAGUGACUAUGACCCAAAAAAAGAAGCCAAAAAAGAGGGUACUGCCGAGCAGCCUGUGCAGACCAGCAAGAUCGGCCUGGGCAGGAGGGAGCACCAGAGCCUGCAGCACCGGCACCACUCCCCGCGCGCCAAGUGCCGGCCUCCCAAGGGCAUGUAUCUGACCCAGGAGGACGUGGUGGCUGUUUCCUGUAGUCCCAAUGCAGCCAACACCAUCCUGAGGCAACUGGACAUGGAGCUGAUCUCUCUAAAGCGUCAGGUUCAGAAUGCUAAGCAAGUGAACAGUGCGCUUAAGCAGAAAAUGGAAGGUGGAAUUGAAGAGUUCAAACCUCCCGAGUCAAAUCAGAAAAUUAAUGCCCGUUGGACCACAGAGGAGCAGCUCCUAGCAGUGCAAGGUGUCCGCAAAUAUGGUAAAGAUUUUCAAGCUAUUGCAGAUGUAAUUGGCAACAAGACUGUUGGCCAAGUGAAGAACUUCUUUGUAAACUACAGGCGUCGGUUUAACUUAGAGGAGGUAUUGCAGGAGUGGGAAGCAGAACAAGGAACCCAGGCUCCUAAUGCUGAUGCUUCCGCUUUAGGGGAGGAGACAGAAAGUGCUUCUCACGUGCCGUCAGGGAAGAGCACUGAUGAAGAAGAGGAGGCACAGACCCCACAGGCUCCUCAGACUCUGGGUCCAUCACCUCCUGCCCCACCAUGCCCGCCAACACCAACAGCCCCCAUUGCCACCCUGACCCAGCCUCCACCUCUUCUCCGCCCAACACCGCCUGCCGCCCCUGCUCUGCACCGGCAGCCUCCUCCACUCCAGCAGCAGGCUCGCUUCAGCCAGCCCCGGCCAGCUCUCAACCAGCCUCCACCACCGCUCAUCCGCCCUGCUAACUCCAUGCCGCCCCGCCUAAACCCCAGGCCAGUGCUGAGCACGGCUGGUGGUCAGCAGCCACCUUCACUCAUUGGGAUCCAGACAGACUCACAGCCCUCACUGCACUAAGCGAGUUGGACAGAGUGGCAGGCCUCUCACCAUCACUGAACCAGUGCUCGUCCAACUGACCCAAAAGAGGACAGCCAGUCCUUCCCAGACACCGAGGCUGCAGAUCAGCCAUCACACAGCUCUGCUGACCCCUCCAGCAGGCCCCCUCUGCUGGCCUCCUCACUAGUGUGAGCUCACGGAGGAAAAGUAGUCUACACACCAGGGGAGGUUUGUUUGUUUUUACUGUAUUUAUUUUGUUGAGGUUUCUUAUUUUUCUGCUCUUCCUACUCAAAGCUGUUAGUACAGAAAUACUGACUUAGAAAUUGUAAAAACUCCUUAAGUUCCUUAAGGGUGUUUAGCUCUUUGCUUUUUCUUUAAUUUAAAUUUAAAUACACACACACACUUUCCUAUGUUAGGAGUGCAAGAAUACAUAGCCUGCAUUUCAGAUUUUGAUAUGUUCAUAUUUAAGAAAUUAUAGCUUCUUAUCCCUUUUUUCAAAAUGUGUUGCUUUCUUUCUAAAGGAACUCUAAUAUAUUCCUUUAAAAGAAAGCAAUUAAAAUCAAUUGCAAAGCAAUUAUAUAAAACCACAAAGAAUGUAUUGAACCUGCUAAUCCUUUAACACAGUUUGGGGUCCUUAUGUAAAGUCCUUGUUUAAAGGUCAUUGACCCUGUUAUCUUUCAGUAAUACAGGUUUGGAAUCACAUGCAGAAAAAGGACUUAAAAUUUGGUGACAUAUAAUGUUUUUAAGUUCUUUGAAAAUGUUAGUUUUGAAAACAAUGUUUCUAAACACUUUUUGCCGUUAGCUACUCUCGGCCUGUGUGGGAAUCCAGAACAUUCUUUUGUCAGUUCUGUAGAGGCGGUGGUUAUGGAAACAUUUAUUUACAAUUUCUCUUCUGAACUUCAAGUAGCCCUCACUGGUAGGGUCUGUGUUUAACAGGAAGGGUGUUUUUUUCUUGAUAAAUCUCUGUCCAUCUACACGUGUGCUUGCCACCGUGUGCUUGGGGUUUGAUUUAGGGCUAAAUCAUCAGCAUCACGUCACUAGAUGAACUUGAGAAUUUGUUGUGUUAUUGCAAUAAUUGUGCCAUUAACUAAAGUACUUAGACCCACUUUUAUGAAAAAGCAGAGACUUAAAGUCUUUAGCGCCCACGAAGAACACUUAUGGCGGAAGCAUUGCAUCGCCCUGUCACCGGCGGUCCUGGUGGCGUGACCUCGUCCUGUAGCAGGGCUUAUUGCAGAGGGACAGUUGGGUAGGGCCACAGGCUGUCCACAUCAGAAGUGCCAUCUAUUCCCCAGCUAUUGGAAAAACAGUCCCUUUCUGGGCUCUGCAGCCUGAAGGAGCCCUGGGUUUAAAUUCAUUGUCAGUCUCCAUUUUCAGAGUUCCUUCCUAGAACCCUUCAUCCUGCCACACUGAAGGUGGCUUUCAGGAGGAGCCCAUUCUUACUGGAUCACCUUAAUAGUUUAUGCCCCAGAUAAAAUGUAACUGAUUUAAAAAUAAUAUUAAAGAAUUUAUACUUAUUUUUACUUUAAAAGCCAUGAAAAACGGUUGUGUAUCUUAAACUGUCUAGAGCAUUUUCAAAGCCCUUGUCUUGUGUGCGUGCAUAUUAUACCUUGACAGCUUCCGUUGUCUCGUCUCCUGUCGGUAACCUUCAGUACAGUCUGUGGGGAAUGUCAGUCAAGUUGGUCAGCACCAGCGUCCGUCCAGAUGUGCGGUAUCUGUGGUUCAUUUAAAAUCUGUGUGUCCCAGACGUGGGCCGGGCGCUUGUCGGAGGGAUGUGUUGCGGCUGUAUUUGCCAACACUAGAGCACGCAGUAGAAAAGUCGUAGUUUCCUUAGUGAUGGGACACGUGCAUAGUCAGGCGUCUUCAUUGUGUGCUUUGCAUAUUUUGUAAAUACUUUGCACGUCAUUAUUUCCCUUUUUUGUUUGAGCAGUGUUUGGCCUGGAAGAGUAAUAUGCUUGCUGCUUAAAGGAUUAAAGAUUUAAAGGUGUCCAUGUCUUCUAUUUUUACAUAACCUCAUGUUGUAUAAAAGUUGAGGACCUCUUCACUGUGAAAUUUAAAUACUGGUUUUUAUAUAUAUAAAAAGCAAAGCCUAGAAAUUCUUAA